CGAUCUAUCGUGAAGACGGAGGAGUUCUGGGAGAAGAACCUCGUGGAAUCUCCCAGUUCGAUUUCGGGCAAAUUUUCCCUGUUUCCUUGAAGAGAAUCCGAGUCGAUCGCUUCGAUGACCAAAACCUAGUAAUAUAUAUGUUUUGUUAGGGUUUUUGUAGUGCUUAGUUCUCUUUCAUUGUUGCAAUUGUCUUGCAAUGGACGGGAACAAAGACGAGGCUUUGAAGUGCCUGAAAAUUGGACAAGAAGCUCUGGAACUCGGUGAUCGAACUCGUGCGCUGAAAUUUAUCACGAAAGCUCGCCGGUUGGAUCCGACUCUUCCUGUUGAUGAUCUCUUAUCGAAGCUAGAAGGUAAAUCUGGUGAUGCUCCGGCUCCGGAUUCAUCUUCCCCAAAUGGUGUUUUCCCGGAAGAAGCAAAGCCUCCGGCUAAUUCUUCGGUUAGGCAUAGAGGCUCUUCAAACGGGUCUUCGUCGACUUCUUCUGUGUCAUACACAGAGGAGCAGAUCUCGAUAGUCAGACAGAUAAAGAGGAAGAAGGAAUACUAUGAUAUUUUGGGGGUAGAAAAAGAAUGCUCUGUUGAAGACGUCAGGAAGGCAUAUCGGAAACUGUCUCUGAAAGUUCAUCCUGAUAAAAACAAAGCUCCUGGUGCUGAGGAAGCAUUUAAGGCGGUUUCAAAAGCAUUUCAGUGCCUUAGUGAUGAAGAGAGCAGGAAAAGGUAUGAUCUUGUUGGUUCGGAUGAAGCCGUGUAUGAUAGACCCGCAGCUAGGCGAGCACCACAAGGUUUCAACGGUUUCUAUGAGGCAGACGUCGAUGCAGAGGAGAUCUUCAGGAAUUUCUUCUUUGGUGGGAUGCCUCGGGCAACCACCCAGUUUGGUGGGUUUACUUUUGGUACCGGCACGGGACCAAGUGUACACACGGCCGAUCACGGCUCUGGAAACUUCAAUAUCAGGGCGCUUCUUCAGUUACUGCCCAUUCUUCUCCUGCUUCUGCUGAACUUCCUCCCAUCUUCAGACCCCAUUUAUGCUCUAUCCCAGUCUUACGCUUAUGAACACCGGUUUGUCACUCAAAAGGGUGUCAAUUAUUUUGUUAGGACGGCAAAAUUUGAUCAAGAGUACCCUCCUAAUAGCCCAGGACGUGUGGAGAUAGAACAACAAGUUGAGAGAACCUACAGGUCGAGUCUUUCUCAAUAUUGCCAAGUUGAGUUGCAGCGGCGCCAGUGGGGUUUCACGAUUGAGACACCACAUUGUGACAGGUUGAGAGAGUUUCAGGCAAUGGCUUGAUGUACUUUUCAAGGUCCGGUCCAGUCUUGACUUAUUUCUUCCGUUGGGCAUUAUUACAUUUCUUUUCAAUGAGUUUAAUGAAUAACAGCUAUUACACAAUGUUAACACAUUUUGUGGUUUAUUUUUGUUAUUUUGAUCCCUCUGUCCUCUUCCCCCCUUUCAUUCUUUUGGGUGCAUGGUCGAGAAGAAGAAAAUUUUAUUUGAUUACAGCAACCAUCAUAUCACUGUUUUAGUGCACCCAUCUUUGCUGUGCAUGGAUAUGGUGUAGAAUUUAUGCUUAAUGGAUCUGUGGAUUGCUAAACAUCUUAUGUUGAUUU
Molecule: messenger RNA, 1596 nt
Organism: Telopea speciosissima
Lineage: Eukaryota; Viridiplantae; Streptophyta; Magnoliopsida; Proteales; Proteaceae
Product: chaperone protein dnaJ 49-like
Exons: 2
Coding region: 197-1279 (360 amino acids)
Biological process (GO): cellular response to misfolded protein
Cellular component (GO): endoplasmic reticulum membrane
Molecular function (GO): Hsp70 protein binding
Source: RefSeq, a predicted model, not a curated record